Molecule: messenger RNA, 1254 nt
Organism: Lindgomyces ingoldianus
Lineage: Eukaryota; Fungi; Ascomycota; Dothideomycetes; Pleosporales; Lindgomycetaceae
Exons: 6
Coding region: 1-1254 (417 amino acids)
Source: RefSeq, a predicted model, not a curated record
AUGGUAGAUAUUGCUGGAGGGGUCGGAAUUGGUACAGACGUUGGGAUUGCUGGAGUCGUGAGAAUCGGACCAGAUGGAACUGAAAAGCUAGGGAGAGGACUGGUCGGUGCUGGCAGGCUGAAUGAAACGGGGAUAGGGCGCGAGAACGGUGGGAAUAGGAUGCUACCUGUUGGCCUUACAAAAGAGAAAGUGAAGCCACUGGGAAGCGAAAAAGAGGGGAACGAAAAGCUGCCAGUUGGUCUUGGAAAACCUCCACUGGGGAUAGAGAAGGGGCCUGUAGGUCGAGGAACUCCAGAUGGCCAAACAAAUGAUCCAGUGGGGCGAGGGAAGCCAGUAAAUCCUGAUGGAAGGGAGAAACUAAAGCCUCCAGUAGGCCGAGGGCCAGUUGGACGAGGAAAGCUGAAGCUGCCCGUAGGAAGCGGGGGGCUGAAGCUGCUACCGGGUAUGGCGAGACUAAUGCUGCUUGGAAGGGCGAGACUAAGGCUCGUGGCUGGAAUAGGGAAAUCCAAUGUUUCGAGACCGGAGAGAGAAAUCCUCGGUGUGCUUGAGACAGUUAUGCCCGGGAAAGUCGUGGCGAGCGAGGGAGUCAAUACGCUGCCGUUGGCGAAUGUAGAAGGCGGGAAAGGAAGGAUCGGAAUAGUCGUUGGGAGUGUGAAGCUUGGUAGCGUGGCACUUGAUGAGAUAACUGGCAGUAAGAUGUCAGAGUUCGUUCGAGGCAAUCGACGACCAGAGAAGGCGAUGCAGAAGGCGAUUGUGCUACGAAUGAGUCUCAUAAUGUUCGCAAUCGAGAUGUCACAAGCUCUAAAUGGAGAACCGUUAAUCUCAGUCAGAAUCGAGAUUCAGGUAUUAAGGUUUGAAAAGAGGAUCAGCGAGCUUCUGACUAGGAAGCGCCUUCUAUAUGAUGGGUUGCAUUGCAGUACCUCAACGAAGAAUCCGGUUUCUGCUGAGGUAAAUAGAAGGGGGGAUCGGGGUAACAGAGUCACUAAACCCACCGGAACUGACAUCACGCAUAACCCACCGGUUGGGAUUCCUAGAGCCCUUGAUCCUUGUGCUGAACUGCAUGCGGCAAUAAAUGAUGCAGGAAGUCGGGAGGGAAAUCUGAGAAUCCGCCAUCAGAAUGUGAUCAAGUUUGGAUCGGGACUGGAUAUGGGGAAAAUAUCUGCGGCAGUGCAAAGUAACGAAGACAAGACAAGGGCGAUGCCAACGCCACUUGAGGCGCUCAACUGGUACAUAUUUUCUUUAACCGACCAAUGA